AUGUCAAAUAUACUGAGUUUAUUAAAUAUACCUGGUUUAUUAAAUUUACUAAAUAUUGAUAUUUUCGUAUCUAAGAAUGUAUUAUAUGAUUAUAUUGAUACUUAUAUUUUUAACAAAACUCAAGUAGAUAAUUAUGUUUCAAACAAUGACAAUUCUGCGAAUGAUACUAAUAAUCCAAUUGAACUUAAAUCCAAUUUCCAGGAACUGUUAAUGCCUAUACCUACUAUUUCAAAUUCUUCUUCGUAUAAUCAAGAUAAUGAUGAUUCAAAUGAUUCUUUAACUUUAAUUAUUUCUUCAACUUCAAGUCCAAAAUCAAAUCAUAGUCAAAAUCAAAAUUUAAAACAUUUUAAAAUUUUAAAUAAUGAUACUAAAAUUAAUAAUGAUAAUAACAAAAAAGAUAUGUUAGUAAGUGUUGGUAAAAAUUUAAAAAUAAAAAAGCCAAUUUUUCCAAAAUCAAAAGAUAAAAAUAUUAAAAAUGAUACUGCUACUGAAUUUAAUAAUUUAAAUAAUAAUAAAAAAUUACAAAAUCAUACUCAUAAUCAUAAUCAUCAAAUGUGGCCAAAUUCCCCACCACCUUCAUUACAACCUUUUAGUCCUUUUAUUCAUGAAUUUAAUAAUAAUAAUCAUAUAUUAGAAAUUCAAUCACAGCAGCAACCACCCCCUCCACCACCUAUAUCUUUUAUAUCAAAUGGUUUACCAUCACCAUUUUUAAUACCUUCAUCAAAUAAUAAUAAUUUACCAAACUUAUCACAAUCUCCUCCAAUUUUCCCACCACAAAUGAUUUAUUGUAAUUUACCUAUUUUUCAACAACAAAGACCAUUGACUCCAAUACCAUCAAAUAUAAUGAAUCAACAAAAUUUAUUAUAUACUUCUAAUAUUGCACAAGAAAAAAAAUUAUCAAUUUCAUCAAAGGAUAAAUUAAUUAUUAAAAAAUCAACUAUUAAAAAACAAUUAGAAUAUUAUUUUUCAACUGAAAAUUUAUGUAAAGAUACUUAUCUUAGAUCAUUAUUUGAUUUAAAAGAUGGUAAAAUUGAAUUAUUAAAAUUAUUAAAAUUUAAAAGACUUCAAAUUUUAACUUCAAAUGGUAAAUAUAAUUAUUUAAUUAUUGAAGUAAUAAAUGAAAUUGAAAUUUUGGAAUUAUUAGAUAAUAAUAAAUUUUUAAGAUUGAAAAAUUGGCAAAAUUGGAUUUUAAAACAUUGA
Molecule: messenger RNA, 1200 nt
Organism: Lodderomyces jiufengensis
Lineage: Eukaryota; Fungi; Ascomycota; Pichiomycetes; Serinales; Debaryomycetaceae
Gene: SLF1
Product: Slf1p
Exons: 2
Coding region: 1-1200 (399 amino acids)
Molecular function (GO): RNA binding
Source: RefSeq, a predicted model, not a curated record